AUGGGUUCUUACGCCCCUCUUCCAUUCGAUAUCAAGAAGAUCGCCAUUAUCGGUGCUGGACCAUGUGGUCUUGCGGCAGCCAGAUAUUUGCUGGAUCGUGAUGUCUUUACAUCAGUCGUCAUUUUCGAACAACAGCACGAAGUUGGCGGUGUCUGGAAUUACAGCCGAGACCCGCCCGGGUCGGUUCGUGUUCCUCAGACAGAUCCAUUUGGUCCUCCGGAGGUGCCUUUGCCACCACGGAAGACCGGUGAUGCACCCAUGUUUCCCUCGCCAAUGUACGAGACGCUCCAUGCCAACAUUCCAGGCUCUCUCAUGAACUACAAGGAUCGGCCAUUUCCCCAGGACGCCUGGGCCUACCCUUCACGUCAGACCAUUCAGGAUUAUAUUGGGGGCUAUGCAGAGGACCUUCGGUCUCACAUCAAAUUCAACAUUCAGGUCGAAAGUGUCGAGUUAACUCAAGAAGCUGAGAGAGAUAGGUGGAUAUUGAAAGCCAAGUCAACCGUGGUCGAUGAAACCAUCAAGGAAACUUUCGAUGCUGUAGUCGUGGCCAAUGGUCAUUACUCGGUGCCGUUUCUACCAGAAGUCAAGAACAUCGAAGCCUUUCACACGACUCAUCCGAAUAUUAUUAUCCACUCGAAAAACUAUCGAACCCCGGAGCCUUUCGCCGGCAAAAGGGUUGUUGUGGUUGGGAACGGGCCUUCCGGGCUUGACAUUGCACGACAGAUUACCGGCGUGGGUGCCCAGACGCUCAUAUCAGUCCGCAGUCCGACCCCGGCUGACAAACUUGAGCACGUCGGGGCGUCCGAGAUUGCCGAGAUUGUGGAGUUUCUUCCUGAUCAACAGGCCAUCCGGCUCAAGGACGGUUCGGUGCAGUCCGGCAUAGAUGCCAUUAUAUACUGCACGGGCUUUCUCUUCAGUUAUCCCUUCCUCCCUGGGCUCGCGCCCAAGCUCCUAACCAAGGGCAAGGGUGUGUUCGGGCUGUACAAGCACCUGUUCCUGAUACAGCACCCGACGCUGGUCUUCCCAGGGUUGCUGAUGAAGGCGGUUCCAUUCCCGCUGUCGGAGGCCCAGGCGGCUGUCGUGGCGGCCGUGUGGUCCAACUCGUUGCUCCUGCCACCCGUUGAGGAACAAGAGAAGUGGGAGCGGGGUCUCCGUAAAGAGAGGGGCGAGAACCUACACACGUUUCCGACACAUGGCGGGGAUGGACUGUAUAUUAAUGAGUUGCACGACUGGGCACUGGAGGGGUCUCCCGCUGGGCUUGAGGCACCGUUUUGGAACGACGAGAGCAGGUGGGAGCGCAGCAUCUUUGCAGAUGCCAAAGUACGGUUUGAGCAACACGGCACGCAGGCCAAGACGUUGAAAGAGCUGGGAUUCGUGUACCCCGGAGAAGGGCACUGGUAG
Messenger RNA from Verticillium alfalfae VaMs.102, 1401 nucleotides. Its product is annotated as thiol-specific monooxygenase. The transcript has a single exon. The record is from RefSeq and is a predicted model, not a curated record. Bases 1 to 1401 code for a protein of 466 amino acids. NCBI's taxonomy places the organism in Eukaryota, Fungi, Ascomycota, Sordariomycetes, Glomerellales, Plectosphaerellaceae. Gene Ontology annotation, molecular function: flavin adenine dinucleotide binding; N,N-dimethylaniline monooxygenase activity; NADP binding.